Protopolystoma xenopodis is the source of this 591-nucleotide messenger RNA. Lineage: Eukaryota; Metazoa; Platyhelminthes; Monogenea; Polystomatidea; Polystomatidae. The record is from the annotation of a GenBank genome assembly.
CCAAAUUAUUUGGCCUUUUCCGACUCAUUUUUGUCAUCCCUGCUGGUCGCCUCAUGGCACGCCUAUUGCUGUCAGUCUACAUCAAGAUUUGCAACCGUGCAAUGCCGACCACCUGACUAUUCUACUUUCAGCCGUUCGGAGAAGGAUUUUUUGGCUCAAACCUCUUCUUCUGGUUCCUUCCAUAUACCGUUAAUGCAAAAUUCUUCCGUCACUACUACCAAAACAAACACUGCCUAUCUGGAAGAGCCUUCAGAGCAAACUGGUUGCAUUCUUGCUCGCAUGUUCCGAUUGCUUACUCUUCUUGCAUCUUCUGGCCAACUUCCUGGUCUUGGGCACACCAAAGCGGCCCCAGUCACAUGUGGUAACCGACCACAUGCUUCAAAGUUGAAGGACUGUGUGCAGCCUACGAAACCUGGCCUAGCUGAUUUGCGGCCAAAGUCUUUUUUCAUUUGCAAUGGUCGUUUGAAAUCACCCACCUCUUUCAGCCCAAAUGCUACAAAACUUCACAUCGAUGAUGAAGCUCAAUCGCCUACAGACUGUCCAUUUUGCCAGGCUCCGCUUGACUGUCGCUUGGACUACUUCACACCUUAG